AAUUUGCUCGUUUCAAAGCAUGCGUAGUAAAGGCUGCUGCCAGUAAAAAUAUACGAUUGUAAACAAUGAAUAAUAAUUGAAAACUAGUAUGUCUGAUUCGUGAUUUAAUUGUCACUUGUAUUCUAAACAUUCAUUUUAAUUCAUUUAAAAUGGAUUUGUCGUUGUUUAAAAAGCAUUGCAUAAUUGCUUUUUUUCUGAGAGUAAUAUUAGUGGCAUAUGCAAACUUUCAUGAUAGUUAUUUUAAUGUGUCGUAUACAGACAUUGAUUACAAAGUAUUCACAGAUGCUGCGAGACACAUAACAGAAGGUGAUACACCAUUUAAGCGUCACACCUAUCGAUAUACACCAUUGUUAGCUUUUCUUUUGAUUCCAAAUGUUUAUGUACAUAAAGACUUUGGUAAAAUUUUCUUUUCUCUAGUAGAUAUUGUAGUAGCAGUCUUAAUAAGAAGAAUACUUACGCGACAAAAAUGGAACGAUAAGGUAGUAACUAUUAGUGUAUUUCUCUGGUUGUAUAAUCCACUUACAAUAGUUAUUUCUACCAGAGGCAAUGCAGAUUCUUUAGCAGUACUACCAGUUAUUUUAACAUUAGAUUUUCUACAAAGAGAUCAAUUUCUUCUGGCUGGAUUAAUUCAUGGAUUUUCUGUACAUUUCAGAUUAUAUCCAAUAAUAUUUAGCCUGGCUAUGUUUCUAUCUAUUAACAAAUAUAACCGUUUUAUACCGAAUCUAAAUCAAUUUAAAUUUGUUAAUGGAUGCGCAUUUUCUUUACUAGUAUUAAUUGGGUUUAAUUAUAAACUUUAUGGUUAUCAAUUUCUAUACGAAAGUUUUCUCUAUCAUUUGAUAAGAAGAGAUGCUAAACACAAUUUUUCAGUAUAUUUCUACAUGUCCUAUUUGUCAUCUGGAAUCGAGCCGAAUUUGUUAAAAAAAGUUUUAACAUUAUUACCGCAAAUAAUGUUAUUGCUAUCAUUGUCGUAUAAAUACUCGGAUAAAUCUAAUCUACCGUUUGCGUUAUUUACUCAGGCAAUGGUAAUUGUUAUGUACAACUCGGUAAUGACGUCUCAAUAUUUCUUUUGGUUUUUAUCGCUUUUACCACUUUGCUUACCAAAUAUAAAAAUGAGUAAUUUUAGAUCCAUAAGUUUAAUUUGUGCUUGGAUUUUGAGUCAAGGUAUAUGGCUAUUUUUUGCUUAUUUGUUAGAAUUUCAAGGCAUUAAUACGUUUUUAUUUAUAUGGAUUUCCGGACUUUUGUUUUUUACUACGAACGUUAAAAUUUUGAUGGAUCUUAUUCGAUGUUACAAGGCAUCAUAAAUCUUCUCUAGUUAUAUCUUAUGUACCUAGUUAUAUAAAUUAUCUAAUUAGAAAAAGAAAUAGUUGUAAUAUUCGCAUUUCAUAAAAUUGUUAAUACGAAAUGUUAAAUUUAUUUUGACUUUGAAUAAACGAUUGAAGAAUA
Messenger RNA from Vespula pensylvanica (western yellowjacket), 1443 nucleotides. RefSeq names its product GPI mannosyltransferase 1 (gene PIG-M). Gene Ontology annotation, molecular function: alpha-1,4-mannosyltransferase activity; GPI mannosyltransferase activity. Gene Ontology annotation, cellular component: glycosylphosphatidylinositol-mannosyltransferase I complex; membrane. NCBI's taxonomy places the organism in Eukaryota, Metazoa, Arthropoda, Insecta, Hymenoptera, Vespidae. Gene Ontology annotation, biological process: GPI anchor biosynthetic process. The coding region runs from base 150 to 1301 and encodes 383 amino acids. The record is from RefSeq and is a predicted model, not a curated record. The transcript has a single exon.